Molecule: messenger RNA, 4889 nt
Organism: Patiria miniata (bat star)
Lineage: Eukaryota; Metazoa; Echinodermata; Asteroidea; Valvatida; Asterinidae
Product: sushi domain-containing protein 2-like
Exons: 19
Coding region: 101-3460 (1119 amino acids)
Biological process (GO): cell-matrix adhesion
Source: RefSeq, a predicted model, not a curated record
UUGAACAAAGGAGACGGAUCUUAUAAAUCCGUAAAUAAAUUACAAUAUUUUCACGCUUGGUAUUUUUUUUCAUUCAUGUUAACUGCGUCACCGAGGCAAGAUGGAUACCGCCACGUCCAGUAGGAAACAUUCUAAGCGCUUCGGUGUGAUCUUCUUUCUGUUAUGUUUUCUUAGUUCGACAGGUGGAAACGAACUUUUGUUCCCGUUUGGCGCUGGAGAAGGAGACUCAUUUCUUCCACCAAAUGACGAUGGGAGUUCAGGGGAGAUUCCAAUCACCAUCCCAUUCCCGUUCUUCGAUCACAACCACGACUCUCUCUUUGUGAACACAAAUGGCGUGAUAUCUUUCCUCAUCCAAGUUUCCCAGUAUACCCCGUCACCUUUUCCACUGGAUGGUGACAGACGAGUGGUGGCGGCAUUCUGGGGUGAUGUUAAUAUCUGGUUUGGAGGCAACGUGUCGUACCGUGAACUCCACCGUACUCCGAGCAAUGAAGAGUUAUUUGGCCAAGCAGAUGGUAUCAUCAGGCAGGCUUUUAUCGACCAGUCGAAGUUUUCAUCAUCCUGGAUGUUCAUCGUGACUUGGGAUGAAGUGCCUUUUUUUGGAGCCGGUGGAGAAGCCCUUCAAAUAACAAACACAUUUCAGGCUCUGUUAGUGACCAACGGGAGACAUUCCUUUGCUGUUUACAACUAUGAAGACAUUCGCUGGACGACCGGCACAGCAAGCGGUGGAAACAGCUCAAACGGACUGGGCGGUAUACCAGCCCAAGUUGGUUUCAAUGCUGGCGAUGGCUUCACAUUCUACGCUGUUCCCGAAUCCAGGACAGACGCAAUCGUUGACAUCGAUCAAGAUUCGAAUGUUGGCACCAUAGGGCGCUUUUUGUUUCGAAUUGACAGCAGUGAUAUCGUCGAUUCUGGUUGUAACUCCGAAGGAUCCCUGGCUGUCUUCCCCGUUUCUGGCUCUAUGCUCGGUGGAGAUAUCGUCCACAUUUCCGGACCGUGUCUCGACGAAUCCUCCACCAUCGUGUGCCGAUUCGCUGAUGCUGAAGUACCCGGGCAGUUGGUUUCUAACACCACAGCCAGAUGCGUCAGCCCGCUGGUAUUUGAAGUCGGCCGUCUGCCACUUAAGAUGUCAGCUAAUGGCGGCGAAUCUUUCAAUUUCACCGGAAUAUUCACAUACCUGAGUCCGGAGGAUGUCACUCCAAGUGUCAAACGAUUGGAUGCAACCGAUUGGCUGAACAAGGAAGAGCUGACGAUCACGUGGGAUACUGAGCUACUACAAGACUACGCAGCAAAUGUUAGUAUCUCUGUCCAUGGUUACGAGGAGGAUAUAGCCACAGGAGAGGUGAAGAUGCCAUUUGUGUACAGUCUGUAUGGUAUCAACGAAGAACAAACAGUGCCGUACAGCGCGGGUCGGUUCAGUUUCAUCCGGCCCCGUGCACCGAGUGGCGCCCAGUACACGGUGGGAGCUAUCCGUGUGUCUCAAUAUAUACAAGGGCAAGAUGAAGCGGAACGAACUCAACCAGGCAUGUGGAGCGACAUCCACAACCUCCACUGGCUCUAUCCAGUCCCUAGCCCUUCAGGAUGGUGCGAUAGAUGGCUGGCAGAGGCUACGUUGGACUUGGACUUCCUUGAAGUGACUGAGCCGUGCCCCUGCACGCUGACCCAGGCUCUGGUCGAUGCUGGUCGGUUCAGUGAGCACCCUCUAUGCAAUUCUCCAGGAAGCUGCGAGAUGUCCAAGCCUGGUGCCGUGUACUGUGUAAGAGCCGACACAGCCAGUGAUUUGGGAGGUGGGCAAGAGUGUUGCUAUGGUAACGAUGACAAUAUUCUUGACGUAGCAAGGUCUGCUGGCGGUGGUUUUGCACACCGAAGACAUCAUGGGGGUGUUGCACCGUAUAAGUUUGCUGGUCGUGUUCCCUACCUCUCUCACUGGUUUUGGGAUAUUCUACCAAUGGAACACUGCUGUAUAUUCUCGGAGUGGUUUUGUCAGGAGUACAAAAUUUACAUUCGUCCUUCUCAAACCUGCGAAGACUACGAGCCACCUCAGCCCGCCAUUGGUACUGGAGAUCCCCACCUCUUCACAUUGGAUGGGAUAGAGUACACCUUCAACGGUGUGGGUGAGUACACCUUGCUAGAGACGUGUGGUGGACUGCUGGAGCUGCAAGCGAGAAUGGCCGUCUUACAGCCAGGUGGUAAAGCAACAGUGAUAACAGCCCUGGCGGCCCUUCACAGGAACGAAUCGGACCAGAUUCAUGUUGAAGUCAGCGAGCGACGGGGCAUCGAUGUGUGGUUUCGUCAAGGGAACGACAGUGACUGGACAAUGAUGGAGUUCGAAGAGACACAGAUCAGACGAGUCGAGUUGGAAGGUGUGACGGUCUUCUACCGGGAGGCGAACAACUCGGGCGUGAUGACCAAGAACAUCCACGUGAAUUUCAAAUGUGGAGUGUCACUAGUCGUUUCAACAGCGUCCGGGUUGCUCAACGUGUUCACCGCACUACAGCAGGAACUGAAAGGGCGAACUAGAGGACUGUAUGGUAACUGGAAUGGAGAACAAAAUGACGACUUCGAAAGACCAGACGGCACCGUCCUUACAGCCAAUGCCACAAUGGAGGAGAUCCACUACGAGUUCGGUCAAAAAUGGCAAAUCAAGCCAGAGAAUUCCCUGUUGAGAUAUCCCAGGGGCAAGGUUCCUUCGGAUUACGCCGAUGAGACAUUUGCUCCACUUUUCUGGUCACCGAGUGAUGCCGCUAAUGACAGCGUUCUUGAGGUUUGCGGCGACGACACCCGAUGCGCCUUCGACUUUAUCGUGACUGGAAACGAAGACAUCGCUAGGGCCACCAAGGGAGCGGUGGAUAGCUACAAAACUGCCAUCGAAAGUGCAGCACUAGUGAUAUGUGGCGCUCUUGCUGUACCUCCCAACGGCAAGAAGGAAGUGUCUCGUGCCAGUGUGGGUGGGGUAGCCAACUUCACCUGCAAUGAUGGAUAUAUCUUGCAAGGGGAAGAUGAACUAGUGUGCCAAGAGAACGGCACAUGGAGCGGGGACGUACCCAUCUGUGUUCAAGUUGUCACCAUGAACCCAGUGAUCUGUGACGCCGUUAUGGAACCAGCCAACGGUCAGAUGGAAGUAUCAAGUACCAAUGUGGGCGGAGUAGCCAGGUUCACCUGUAAUGAUGGAUACACUUUGCAAGGGGACAGUGAAUUGGUGUGCCAAGAGAACGGUCAAUGGAGCGGGAAAGUACCGACUUGUACCGCUUAUAAGCAACCAUCAGAUCCCGCCUUGAAAACAUGGCAGUUGGCUCUCAUCAUUGCUGGUUCCUGCUUGGUGCUGGUUGCAAUCCUUGCCGUUAUUGGAAUACUCGCGUUCGUCAAGAAAAGCUCGAAAGUUGAUGUUGUUACUGAUAUCCAUCUCGAGCCAAGCAAACCAGAUAACAGUCAGCCGUCCGCAAUGGCCGUGCCCAGCGUGUGAGUUCAGACAACAACGCACUCAACCUAGUUUCAGACGAGCAGGCGUUUGGCUAGCUGCGAAUGAUAAAAUGGAUUUGUUUGCAGUGCUUAGUCGAAAUUUUUCAUGCGGUCCCGGCUGAUCGUUUAAAUAUUCAAUAUAACAGUUUCUUAAAAUAGUCCAUUCAAUUUCAUGAUCGUUUUUCUAAUAAAAGAACUAAAAUGUCAACCACCAGAGUAUACCUAAAUGAUGUUUUUGACAGAAAUGCACUUGACAGUGGCCUAGCCAUGUCAUAAGUUUGAGUGAAAAUAGGGGAUUUUUCUAACAACUGGCCCAAAAAAUUGUAUAAAGCAGAGGUCGAUGUACUAGAAGUGUGAAGUGUUGUCGGUGUGAAGUGUUGGCGCUCUCAUUUAGUUUCUAAAAAACAGUAGUUGAAUAUGUAACUAGGAGAUUUGUAUUUUUAUCAUUUUUUAAGUAUAUACAAAUGCUCGGCGUGAUUUGAUAAUUUAAGACAAUUUUGUCUUGUAUGACAUCACUACAUGAGCUCAUAAUUGUCUAAUAAUUUAUGUGAAUAUGCAAAUGAGCACGAGGGUUCAUGCAUAGUGCAGGAUCUGUGAGUCGGUUAAUCGGUAAGAUGUUUAUUGCUACACAGUUGCUGAGUGCAUUACCUUCAUAAGUAACGUGUAGAAUUUUCAAGGUAGAUGUUUUAUUUUUUUUCGUAUUUCACAAUUCAAUUUAUGUUAGCUUACAGGUAUAUACAUACAACAUUUGCUUUUGUUGGAGUUUUUAGAAAUGAGUGGAUUUGGGGAUAGGUAUUUUAUAACAAGUUUUUAGUUCAUAGAUGCUGGAAUAACCAAGAAAAAUGUUAUUCUUGUAGUCUGGUUCCCCGACGAUGCUUUCACAAUUAACAGAAGUUGUUUUUACUUUUUCUAUUUUUGCAGUUCUUAGAAUAGAUUCAGUCGAUUGAAAGUGAAAAUAUUUGUGUGUGAUUCAGUCCCCUUUCUUGUUUGUAUCCGAAGUGGUGUGCAUUUUACGCAUUGUAGUUUGUGGAUAACGACUUUCAUGAAAACCGAAUACAUUUAGACAAGUGUUGCUGAACUUCUUUCCCGACGAAAAUAUCCGAUGUCAACACUUUUGGGCAAGUGUGGUUGAGAUUUCACCCGAUUCAAAGAUUUGGUUUGGUUUCAAUUUCGUCGGUUGUCCUUCGAAUUUUUUUACAUCCACCCAUGUAAUGCAUAUUGCGUUGACAUUGCGCAGAUUAUACCCUACCGCAUACCUUUACCAUUCAACCUAUAUUAUUAAAGGUAAUUUAGAUUAAGGUAAUUAUUUUUUGCUGUACUUUUCAGAAAUAUUAUUACAUACACUGACCAGUUUCGAGUUUUGUGUUCAAAGAUGCUGGAAAAACCAAGAAAAAAAAGUUGUUCUUGUACUGUAGUCUGUUUCCCUGUAGUCU